This is a messenger RNA of Sphenostylis stenocarpa, 882 nucleotides long. The record is from the annotation of a GenBank genome assembly. NCBI's taxonomy places the organism in Eukaryota, Viridiplantae, Streptophyta, Magnoliopsida, Fabales, Fabaceae.
AUGCAAGGAGAAUUGGAAUUACCACCCGGGUUUAGAUUCCAUCCCACUGAUGAUGAACUCGUGAACCACUACUUGUGCAGAAAGUGUGCUUCUCAGUCCAUUGCUGCUCCCAUCAUCAAAGAAAUUGAUUUGUAUAAGUUUGAUCCAUGGCAGCUUCCAGAUAUGGCUCUUUAUGGUGAGAAAGAGUGGUACUUUUUCUCCCCUCGUGACAGAAAAUAUCCAAACGGUUCACGACCGAACCGGGCGGCUGGAACCGGGUACUGGAAGGCGACCGGAGCGGAUAAACCGAUUGGGAAACCGAAAGUCCUUGGAAUUAAGAAAGCCCUUGUGUUCUACGCUGGGAAAGCCCCAAAAGGAGUGAAGACCAAUUGGAUCAUGCACGAAUACCGCUUAGCCAACGUCGACAGAUCUGCCUCCAAGAAAAACAACAAUUUGAGGCUUGAUGAUUGGGUGCUAUGUCGAAUUUACAACAAGAAAGGGAAGAUUGAGAAGUACAAUAAUGGCGUUGGGGUGGUGGAUCAGAAAUUGGCGAAAUUACCAGAGGAGGUUUCCUUCCACCACGAGAUCAAGCCUGAGAUCAAGAUGUACGACCACGACCAUUUAAGGAGCAACCAACUGUACAUGGACUCGUCGGAUUCGGUGCCGAGGUUAAACACGGACUCUAGCUGCUCCGAGCAGGUGGUUUCGCCGGACGGCACGUGCGAGAGGGAGGUGCAGAGCGAGUGGAACAACCUCGGGUUGGGCCCGGACCUGGUUUCGGGCUUUGAUUUUAAUUUGAUGGAUCUGUCAGCAGACGACGCUUUUGCCCCUGAGGCCCAAUACCAAAUGAACCAGCCCUCACCCUGGCAUGAGAUGUUGGCUUACCUACCGAAGACAUUUUAA